AUGGAGACUUCGGAUGGUGAGAAAAUGCCUGCGAGAUCAAGAACCUCAUGGAGUCCUGAAGAAGACAACAAGCUGAAAGCCUACAUUAAGCGAUACGGCAUUUGGAACUGGAGUCAGAUGCCUCAAGCUGCCGGUUUGACACGAUCUAGAAAAAGUUGCAGGCUCCAAUGGAUGAAUUACCUUAGGCCUGACACUAAGCGGGGGAACUUCAGCCAAGAAGAAAAAGAAACUAUAGUUAAGUGCCAUGAACUGCUGGGGAACCGUACUGAUCCUCUAGUUGAAGAUGUUAUAAACCAAUACAUGAUAGAUCAGGACGAGAUCAAUUUUAGUUCUUCCAACGCAUCUGAAAUAAUCCAAAGUAUAUGGGAGCAGCCACAUUUUUCAUUUCAGGACAUAUUCAUGCCUGAAACAGACCCUGAAUUUAUGGCUCCAACUACUGCGAGGUGGCACCAAGAGCCCAUGUAUUCAGAUGUUUGCUAUGAUACUGGGUAUGAUUUUUGGGUCGAUUAA
Carya illinoinensis is the source of this 510-nucleotide messenger RNA. RefSeq names its product myb-related protein Zm1-like. Lineage: Eukaryota; Viridiplantae; Streptophyta; Magnoliopsida; Fagales; Juglandaceae. The coding region runs from base 1 to 510 and encodes 169 amino acids. The transcript has 3 exons. The record is from RefSeq and is a predicted model, not a curated record. Gene Ontology annotation, biological process: regulation of stomatal movement.